Molecule: messenger RNA, 762 nt
Organism: Necator americanus (New World hookworm)
Lineage: Eukaryota; Metazoa; Nematoda; Chromadorea; Rhabditida; Ancylostomatidae
Exons: 1
Coding region: 1-762 (253 amino acids)
Source: RefSeq, a predicted model, not a curated record
AUGUCUUUGGUUUUCAAUAGAAAACCUAUGGCCCAUAGCGACAAAACUCUCCAGCUACUUCUGGAAAAAUUUCCACUAUACGUAGAAGAGUGGAACCCAAAUGGGUCCGAAGACGAAAUGUUUGAGGUAUACUUGACCUCAACCAACCUUAUAAAACGCAGUAUAAAGACUAUCGAACAGAGUAGAAACUCAUUGCAGUCACUGAUAGACAAACUGAAGAUGGAAUAUAAUGAUUCGAGAACAAAAGGCAACAAAAAGGAGCUCGAAAAAGAAAUCGAGGAAAUUGAAAGUGAAACAAAAUUCACUGAUAUCAUGGAAAGAGCAAAUGAAAUGAUAUUCAUGCUAGAAGCAAGAGCCACAGAAGCAGCAAGUCAAGCUGAUAAAUUUGCAAGGAAGUUGAGAAUAAAAUUACAUAGAAACCAACGAAUAGUAACGCAUGUUGAAGAUGUAAAUAAUCGAUCGCCACAAACGGGAAGUGCCAGAACGGCAACCGAUCAAAGUAAUGACGAAACCUUCAGCCCAGAUGAACCAAUAUGGCUGUCAGAGGAUCAUUCUGAUACCAGCAGAGAGGCGAUCGAAGAAGACUUCAUAUGUAGAACUCUCAAACCAAGUCAAAUGAAAUAUCCUAGAUUUUGGGGAGAUGAAGAAGAAUUACUAGAGUUCUGGGCAGUCUAUGAAACUUUGGUACAUCAAAAAAAAGUACUGAGUACAGUUGAGAAAAUGUUUCUUCUCAAAGAUAGUCUUCGAGGAAGAGCAAAAUGA